This is a messenger RNA of Pimephales promelas (fathead minnow), 1060 nucleotides long. The record is from RefSeq and is a predicted model, not a curated record. NCBI's taxonomy places the organism in Eukaryota, Metazoa, Chordata, Actinopteri, Cypriniformes, Leuciscidae.
CGCGGCUUCGCGCUUCUCAAUCGCCUGUCUCAGUCAUAUCCUAGUAAACUACAGUAUAACUAUUGUUAAUCAUGGACCCGAAUGGACCACUGUCGAAUAACGUUUGUCAGACACAUAUGAAAUCGAUUAUUGAAUUUACUGAAAUGUCGCCCUUCUGUUUACCCAGUAAACGCAAACGAAAUGAUGGGAAUAAUUUUAAUGGCAACGAGGAGGAUGGUCCUAAAGUUUUUCCCUCCAAAGAGAGCUUGAGGAAACAUGGUUUUGUCUCGAUUGAUGGCCAGAGAGGUGUGUACUACUCUGAGAGCUGGGAGCCCAAUGGAAGCACUUUAUACCUGCCUGUAAAUGGCACUUUGUUAGCCAACAUUGAAAAAUAUGAUCAGAUCAGCUUUGAGCAGGGAUGCUUUUGCAUAGGCAAUGCAGCAGGUGGAUUUCAACAGAAAGUCCAAGGUCAAACGAUUCAUUGCUGGCGAUAUAGUGAACGUGAGAAAAAGCUUUUCAUUGCACUCUCUUAUUUGUUUACAAACAUGCAGGUAUUCCAGGAAGUUGUCAGCUCUCUUGAUUGUCUCUGAGGAUUCUGGGUAGACAGAGUUGGCCAGUAUCAUCUAAACUAAAAAAGCGCAGACCAAUCCUAUGUUUUUUUUUUUUAGCACAACCUAGACAUUUCUCUUCCUUGUUACAAUGUAAUUUUUAACAUAUUGUGAUACCAACUGACAUAUGUGCCUUUAUGACUGUAUAUUUCUGUUUUGUGCUUGUUACAGUGAAUUACAGUAUAGAUGUUAUUAUGACAAUGUUAUUAUUUUAUUAGUAUGGAUUCUUAUUUGUUUUGCAUGACAAAGAGCUAUAAGCGAUCCUGCAGCCUCAGUUAUUGCUCUGAACCAAAACAUAACACGAAAAUACUGUAUUUUAGAUUCCUGUCAUGUAACACUUGUAAAGCUUGAUUUUGUGCACAACAUUUGAACUCCAAGAAUGUUUGUACUGCUAUAGUACAUUGCUGUUGAAUGUGUAUUAGUUUGAUUUUGGUGACUUUUUAUCAUUUUUACAAUAAAAAGUAAGACUAAAA